This is a messenger RNA of Acyrthosiphon pisum (pea aphid), 15306 nucleotides long. It is a transcript of the gene RyR, whose product is annotated as Ryanodine receptor. The coding region runs from base 1 to 15306 and encodes 5101 amino acids. Lineage: Eukaryota; Metazoa; Arthropoda; Insecta; Hemiptera; Aphididae. Gene Ontology annotation, cellular component: smooth endoplasmic reticulum; sarcoplasmic reticulum membrane; calcium channel complex. The transcript is spliced from 98 exons. The record is from RefSeq and is a predicted model, not a curated record. Gene Ontology annotation, molecular function: ryanodine-sensitive calcium-release channel activity; protein binding. Gene Ontology annotation, biological process: intracellular calcium ion homeostasis; release of sequestered calcium ion into cytosol by sarcoplasmic reticulum; striated muscle contraction.
AUGGCCGACAGCGAGGGCAGUUCGGAACAGGACGAUGUCUCGUUUCUCCGGACCGAAGAUAUGGUGUGUUUAUCAUGUACUGCGACCGGAGAGAGAGUUUGUCUUGCAGCAGAAGGAUUUGGAAAUCGGCACUGUUACUUAGAAAAUAUUGCCGAUAAAAAUAUUCCACCUGACUUGUCACAAUGUGUUUUUGUCAUUGAACAAGCGUUAUCUGUGAGGGCUUUACAAGAACUAGUGACAGCUGCAAGUUCUCAAGAGGGAAAAGGUGGAACUGGAUCAGGACAUCGAACAUUGCUAUACGGAAAUGCUAUUUUAUUGCGUCAUCAAAAUAGCGAUAUGUAUUUAGCUUGUCUAUCAACAAGUUCAUCGAAUGAUAAAUUGUCUUUUGACGUUGGUCUACAAGAGCAUUCACAAGGUGAAGCUUGUUGGUGGACUGUGCACCCAGCAUCGAAACAACGAUCAGAGGGUGAAAAAGUUCGAGUCGGAGAUGAUUUAAUUUUAGUGUCCGUGGCAACUGAACGGUAUUUGCACACCGCCAAAGAAAAUGAGUUAUCUGUAGUAAAUGCAUCAUUUCAUGUAACUCAUUGGUCAGUACAACCAUAUGGUACUGGUAUCAGCAGAAUGAAAUACGUUGGUUAUGUUUUUGGUGGUGACGUACUAAGAUUCUUUCAUGGCGGCGAUGAGUGCUUGACAAUACCAUCGUCGUGGAGCGAUGUUUCUGGACAAAAUAUAGUAAUUUAUGAAGGCGGAAGCGUUAUGAGUCAAGCAAGGUCAUUAUGGCGUUUGGAGUUGGCUAGAACUAAAUGGGCCGGUGGGUUUAUUAAUUGGUAUCAUCCAAUGCGAAUAAGACAUCUGACCACUGGACGGUAUUUAGGCGUCAAUGAAAACAAUGAAUUACAUUUAGUUUGCAGAGAAGAAGCCACUACUGCAUCGUCUACAUUUUUCUUACGUCAAGAAAAAGACGAUCAAAAAAUAAUUUUAGAAGACAAAGAUCUAGAAGUAAUUGGUGCACCUAUUAUUAAGUAUGGUGACAGUACAGUGUUAGUUCAGCAUUCUGAUACAGGUUUAUGGUUAACAUAUAAGUCUUAUGAAACAAAAAAAAAAGGUGUCGGUAAAGUAGAAGAAAAACAAGCAGUAUUACACGAAGAAGGUAAGAUGGACGAUGGAUUAGACUUCAGUAGGAGUCAAGAAGAAGAGUCUAGAACUGCUAGAGUGAUACGCAAAUGCUCGUCAUUAUUCACACAAUUUAUUUCUGGCUUAGAGAAUUUACAAAGUAACAGACGUUCGUCAUUAUUUUGUUCAUUCGUUAAUCUAAAUGAAAUGGUCAUGUGUCUAGAAGAUUUAAUAAAUUACUUUGCUCAACCGGAAGAGGAUAUGGAACACGAAGAAAAACAAAAUCGAUUCAGAGCAUUAAGAAACAGACAAGAUUUAUUUCAAGAAGAAGGCAUAUUAAAUUUAAUCUUAGAAGCUAUUGAUAAAGUUAAUAUUAUCACAUCUCAAGGAUUCAUGGUCAGUUUAGCUGGUGAUGAGUCUGGACAAAGUUGGGAUGUGAUUUCUGGUUAUUUAUACCAAUUGCUAGCUGCAAUUAUUAAAGGCAAUCAUACCAAUUGUGCUCAAUUUGCUAACACUAAUCGAUUAAAUUGGUUAUUCAGCCGAUUAGGAUCUCAAGCAUCCAGUGAGGGAACUGGUAUGUUAGAUGUACUUCACUGUGUUCUCAUCGAUUCUCCAGAAGCUUUAAAUAUGAUGAAAGAUGAACAUAUUAAAGUAAUAAUAUCUCUUUUGGAAAAACACGGUCGUGAUCCAAAAGUGUUGGAUGUUUUAUGUUCUCUGUGCGUUGGUAACGGUGUAGCCGUAAGAAGUUCGCAAAAUAAUAUAUGUGAUUUCUUAUUACCAGGAAAAAAUUUACUUCUUCAGACCUUGCUUGUUGACCAUGUAGCAAGCGUACGUCCCAAUAUUUUUGUUGGUCAUGUAAGUGGAUCUGCUGUCUAUAGAAAAUGGUAUUAUGAAGUGGCAAUAGAUCAUGUAGAACAAACUACUCAUUUAAAUCCACAUAUUCGCAUUGGAUGGGCAAAUACUGCAGGUUAUGUUCCAUAUCCUGGUGGUGGAGAAAAAUGGGGUGGAAAUGGAGUUGGGGAUGAUUUAUACUCUUUUGGAUUUGAUGGAUCAUAUUUAUGGACAGGAGGACGUAAGUCAGAAGUGAUGCCUGGUACACAAAUUUCUAAUAUUAAAAAAAGUGAUGUAAUCGGCUGUGCAUUAGAUUUAACUAUUCCAAUUAUAACUUUUACACUGAACGGUCAAUUGGUCCAAGGCGCCUUCAGAGACUUCAAUUUAGAUGGGAUGUUUUUCCCAGUAAUUAGUUGUUCGUCAAAAGUCAGUUGUCGUUUCUUAUUGGGCGGAGAUCACGGUCGAUUAAAGUUUACUCCACCAGAUGAAUUUUCUCCCCUAUUUGAAACUUUACUGCCUCAACAAAUCUUAACAAUCGAUCCGUGCUUCUAUUUUGGAAACCUAAAUAAAUGCGUGCUCACGGGUCCAUGGUAUGUUGAAGACGAUACAGCAUUUGUUCCAAAUCCGGUCGAUACAUCGAUGGUCACCUUGCCAAGUUACAUAGAAAAUAUUAAAGACAAAUUAGCAGAGAAUAUUCAUGAAAUGUGGGCAAUGAAUAAAAUUGAAGCUGGUUGGCAAUAUGGUGAUAAAAGAAAUGAUACCAGGAAGUUUCAUCCAUGUUUAAUACAGUUUGACAAGUUGCCUCCAGCCGAGAAGCGUUAUGAUUCUCAAUUAGCUGUGCAAACGCUUAAAACGGUUAUUGCGUUAGGAUAUCACAUAUCUAUUGAUAAUCCACCGUCCCGCAUUAAAACGGUCCGGCUGCCCAACGAACCAUUUAUGCAAUCCAAUGGAUACAAACCAGCACCACUUGAUUUAUCUGCCAUAAUUUUGUCAGGAAAAAUGGAAGAAUUAAUUGAUCAGCUAGCUGAGAAUACACAUAAUCUAUGGGCAAAAGAAAGAAUACAGCAAGGAUGGACAUAUGGAUUAAAUGAAGAAUUACAAAUGUUGCGCAGUCCUCAUUUAGUACCGUACAGCAAAGUAGACGACGCUAUUAAAAAAGCUAAUAGGGAUACAGCAAGCGAAACAGUCCGCACAUUAUUGGUAUAUGGUUACAAUUUAGAUCCCCCGACCGGAGAAACAAACGAAGCGACACUCCUAACAGAUGACAACACUAAUAGAUAUUUGACGUUCAGAACAUAUCGUGCUGAAAAAACAUACGCCGUUUCAAGCGGAAAAUGGUACUUCGAAUUUGAGAUAUUGACCAGUGGACCUAUGCGGGUAGGAUGGGCCAGGUUUACAUGUUCUCCGGGUUAUCAAAUCGGCAGUGACGAAAAUUCUUGGGCAUUUGAUGGCUAUAACGAAGAAAAAAUUUACAUGGGGACAGCCGAAUCAUUUGGUAGACAGUGGCAAGUUGGAGACGUCGUAGGAGUGUUUUUAGAUUUAAUGGACCAUACAAUAAGCUUUUCGAUGAAUGGAGAAUUACUAAUGGAUACGUUGGGAGGGGAAACUACAUUUUCUGAAGUCCAAGGAGAAGGAUUUGUACCUGCAUUUACGCUGGGACUAGGACAAAAAGCAAAAUUAACUUUUGGUCAAGACGUUAACUCUUUGAAAUACUUCACGACUUGUGGGCUUCAAGAAGGAUAUGAACCAUUUUGCGUAAACAUGAAGAGACCUGUAACAUACUGGUAUACUAAGGAUCAACCAAUUUUUGAAAAUACUGAUGAUUUUUCAUCUGUUAUCGAUGUUACAAGAAUACCAGCUGGUUCAGAUACACCUCCGUGUCUAAAGAUUAGUCAUAAUACAUUUGAAACCAUGGAAAAAGCUAAUUGGGAAUUUUUACGGCUAUCUUUACCUGUCAUAUGUCUACCAAGUUUUAUUGAUGAGCAAGAAAAACAAAGGAGAUGGCAAGAAAUAAGAAUCAGGCAACACAGGUUAUUAUCCCAGUCUGAGCAUGCUACUCCUGCUCACAUUGAACAAAUAAUGAAAUCAGGAUUUUCAAUGAGUGAUAUAAAAGGUCUUCAUCGAGGUUAUUCAGAUGAUCCUGUAGAAAAUGACGAAAUGAUGCCAAAUGCUACGCCUUUACCACCAAGAGGAAAAAAUCAACCACCACCGCCCAGGCCACCACGCAAAGGGUCAUUAUCUAGGCAUGAUGACUUAACAAUCGAAAAUGAAGGGAAGUUGAAUCGUUCAUCUAGUGAACUGAAUUUUAACAUAUAUAAUCAUCAAAAUGGCGAUGGUCAGGAUAUAAACAAGGACGAUAAGAAAAAAAGAGGGCGUUCUCCAUUUCGAUUUUUCUCGAGAAAAAAAGAAGGACCGUCAGAUAAUCCAAAAAGAGCAAAAACGCCGGAUCCAGUUAGGAAUGUGGAUAGAUCACGUAAUGCUGCCCACAGACCUAAUACAUUAAAUGAAAGAGUAACCCCCCAAAUAAGAGUUUCACAAAUGGAUUUAAAAUUGGUUCCACCAGCUAUUCCUGAUAGACCAGGUGGUCCAAAAGCGAUGUCAUUCACACCUACAUCAGCAGGGAUUGAAUUUGUAGGGAAUGAAAUAUUUGAUUUAGAAUGUUUAAAGUUAAUAAAUGAGUAUUACUAUGGUGUAAGAAUAUUCCCUGGUCAAGACCCAACACAUGUUUACGUGGGAUGGGUUACUACUCAAUACCAUCUUCAUACUAAAGAUUUCAGCCAAAAUCAUGUUCGAAAAAGUACUGUAACAAUUGUCGAUGAACAUAAUAGAAUUUUAGAAAGUAUUGAUCGGCAAAGCUGUUACAUGGUUCGUUCCGAUGAAUUGUACAAUGAAGUUACAAAUGAUUCAUCUGGAAAGGGAGCCUCCCAAGGAAUGGCCAUUGGUUGUUUUAUUGACAUAGCUACUGGAAUGAUGUCAUUUACAUGCGAAGGAAAAGAAACAAGUUUUAAAUUUAAAAUGGAACCAGAUAUUAAGUUAUUCCCCGCAAUAUUUGUGGAAGCUAGCAGCAAAGAGAUUUUACAAAUUGAAUUGGGUAGAACAUCAACCACACUUCCAUUAUCUGCAGCUGUUUUACAAAAUUCAGAACGUCAUGUUCUUCCUCAGUUUCCACCAAGAUUAAAAGUCCAAUGUUUAAGGCCACAUCAGUGGGCUAGAGUUCCAAACGAUUCAUUACACAUUCAUACUCUGAAAUUAUCUGACAUUAGAGGAUGGAGUAUACUCUGUGAAGAUCCAGUGUCGAUGAUUGCAUUACACAUUCCCGAAGAAGAUCGAUGUAUAGAUAUUUUAGAGUUGAUUGAAAUGGAAAAAUUACUAUCUUUCCAUGCUCACACAUUGACUUUGUACGCGGCUGUGUGCUACCAAGCCAACUACCGAGCUGCUCACAUAUUAUGUACUCAUGUAAAUCAAAAACAAUUGUUAUAUGCUAUAUGUUCAGAAUAUAUGUCUGGUCCAUUACGUCAAGGAUUUUAUGAUCUCUUAAUAGCUUUACAUUUAGAGUCUCAUGCCACAACAAUGGAGGUUUGUAAAAAUGAAUACAUUAUACCUCUGGGACAUGAAUUAACUACGUUGUACGAUGAUCCACAAAUGGGUCAUAGUUUACGGUCGUUACAAACCGAAUCAGUUCGACCUCAAAUGAAAAUGACUGAAAUUUCAGACGUUAUCGAUAACGUUCGUAACUUAUACAGUCCUUAUUUCCCAUUACAAGUAGUCAGAGAAUAUGUAAUGGCUGCGCUAGAAGAAGCUGUGUUAGUUAAUCAGGUUCAUAAUAGAGAUCCUAUUGGUGGAUCUAACGAAAAUUUGUUUUUACCGUUAUUAAAAUUAGUGGAUCGUCUUUUACUUGUCGGUAUGUUACGUGACGAGGAUGUAGAAAAAUUAUUAAUAAUGAUUAAUCCUGAAACUUGGGAUCCUGAAUUUCAAAAAGAUGGUCCUGAUGAACAUAGGAAAGGUUUAUUACACAUGAAAAUGGCUGAGGGUGCCAAACUUCAAAUGUGUUAUUUAUUACAUCAUUUAUGUGAUAUUCAACUAAGGCAUAGGGUUGAAUCGAUAAUCUCAUUUAGCUAUCAAUUUGUCAAUGAUAUACAAAUAGAUCAAUUAAGAAGAUAUAAUGAAAUAAAACAAUCAGAUUUACCAUCUGCAGUUGCUGCAAAAAAAACAAGAGAGUUCCGAUGUCCACCACGAGAACAAAUGAAUGCAAUUUUAGGCUUUAAAAAUUUGGACAGCGAUGAUAAAGAAAAUUGUUUGAUUGGUGAUGAUCUUCGUGAAAGAAUGAACGAGUUUAAUGAGAAACUCAUGAAGCAAAUAUCUUUAGUAGCUCUUCAAGAAUCAGAAGAUGAUAAAUCAGAUUUGAAUAACCUAAACAAUGAAGGUAAAAUAAAACAGUUCUAUAAUUUUAUAAACGCUGUGAAAGAUGAAGGAAAUGAAGAUGGUCUUAAUGAACAAGAAAAAAAAAUACCAGAAGAAAUAUUUAGAAAAGUUUUAAUAUCCACUAUAGUAUCGUGGGCUGAAGAAACUCAAAUUGAAACACCAAAAUUAGUUAGAGAAAUGUUCAGUUUAUUAGUUAGACAGUAUGAUAGUGUAGGAGAAUUGAUUCGUGCGUUAGAGAAAACAUAUGUAAUUAACUUUAAAACAAAAGAAGACGUUGCUCAAAUGUGGGUUGGACUUAGUCAAAUCCGUUCUUUGUUGCCUGUGCAAAUGUCACAAGAAGAAGAAGAAUUGAUGCGAGAAAGAUUAUGGAAACUGGUAAAUAACCACACAUUUUUCCAACAUCCUGAUUUAAUAAGAGUUCUUCGGAUGCACGAAAAUGUUAUGGCCGUCAUGAUGAACACACUAGGAAGGAGAGCUCAAGCCCAAUCACAGCCAGGUGGAACACCUGUAACGGGACAAGACGGAGAAAUCGUUCCAAAAGAAAAGGAUACAUCGCAUGAAAUGGUCGUAGCUUGUUGUCGGUUCUUGUGUUACUUUUGCCGUACAUCCAGGCAAAAUCAAAAAGCCAUGUUUGAUCAUUUUUCAUUUUUACUAGAAAAUAGUAACAUUUUACUUUCUAGACCGUCAUUAAGAGGAAGUACGCCACUCGAUGUUGCUUAUUCAUCGCUCAUGGAAAAUACUGAACUUGCAUUAGCGUUGAGGGAACAUUAUUUGGAAAAAAUCGCGAUAUAUUUGUCUCGGUGUGGUUUACAGUCGAAUUCAGAAUUGAUUGAAAAGGGAUAUCCUGAUUUAGGCUGGGAUCCAGUAGAAGGGGAAAGAUAUUUAGAUUUUCUACGAUUUUGCGUUUGGGUCAAUGGAGAAAGCGUAGAGGAAAAUGCCAAUUUAGUUAUUCGAUUGCUUAUACGCAGGCCUGAGUGUUUGGGUCCUGCAUUAAGAGGAGAAGGAGAAGGACUUUUACGUGCCAUAAUUGAUGCUAAUAAAAUGUCUGAGAGAAUAACAGAACGGAGGAAGUUCUUAGAAGAAUCGGGAAACCAAGAGAAUAUUCAACUAGAUCAUCCACUUCCGGAAUCCGACGAAGAUGAAGAUUAUAUUGAUACAGGAGCUGCUAUUUUAAACUUUUACUGUACUCUUGUUGACUUACUAGGACGUUGUGCGCCGGACAGUUCGGUAAUAUCACUGGGAAAAAAUGAAUCUUUACGAGCAAGAGCCAUUCUUCGAUCAUUGGUACCGCUCGAAGACUUACAUGGCGUUCUUAGUCUUAGAUUUACCCUACAGAAUCCAGCUGCUGGUCAAGAUAGGCCAAAGAGUGAUAUGCCUUCAGGGUUAAUACCAGGACACAAACAAAGCGUUGUUCUAUUUUUAGAACGUGUGUAUGGUAUCGAAAUGCAAGAGUUAUUUUUCACAUUACUCGAGGAAGCAUUUUUGCCAGAUCUACGUACAGCGACAAUGCUUGACAGAAAUGACGGACUUGAAUCAGACAUGGCAUUGGCAAUGAAUAGAUAUAUUGGAAAUUCAGUAUUACCAUUACUCAUAGGUCAUUCGAAAUUCUAUAGCGAGUCCGAUAAUUAUGCUAAUUUAUUAGAUGCAACGUUACACACUGUAUACAGAUUAUCUAAAAAUAGAAUGUUAACAAAAGGACAACGAGAAGCUGUUUCAGACUUCUUAGUGGCAUUAACUAGUCAAAUGCAACCAAGUAUGUUAUUAAAACUACUGAGAAAACUUACAGUUGAUGUUUCAAAUUUAUCGGAGUAUACAACUGUAGCACUUAGAUUGUUAACUUUGCAUUACGAUCGGUGUGCAAAAUACUAUGGGUCAACAGGCGGUCAAGGAAUAUACGGAGCUUCUAGCGACGAAGAAAAACGAUUAACGAUGAUGUUAUUCAGUAACAUAUUUGAUUCUUUGUCAAAAAUGGACUACGAUCCUGAGCUUUUUGGAAAAGCAUUACCUUGUUUGUCAGCAAUUGGAUGUGCUUUGCCCCCAGAUUAUUCAUUAUCGAAAAAUCAUGAUGAUGAAUGGUAUGGAUCAAAACAAAAUAUUCAAGGCCCUUCCGAUGGACCUUAUAACCCACAACCAAUAAACACGAAUAGCAUUGUUCUUGAUAAUGACUUGAACUCCAUUGUACAUAAGUUCUCAGAACAUUAUCACGAUGCAUGGGCAAAUCGUAAAUUGGAAAAUGGAUGGGUUUAUGGUGAACAGUUUAAUGAUGUCAAUAAAAGUCAUCCUCGGCUUAAACCAUACAUGAUGUUGAGUGAAUACGAAAAAGAAUUGUACAAAGAACCUGUAAGAGAAUCUCUCAAAGCAUUACUUGCAAUAGGAUGGAGUAUUGAACAUUCAGAGAACGAUGCACCAUUGAACAAUAGAGGAUCUGUUCGACGUCAAUCAAAAUCUAAUGAAAAUGUAACACCAUUUGACUACCAUCCAAAUCCCAUAGACAUGACUAACCUUACACUCACCAGAGAAAUGCAAAAUAUGGCAGAAAGGUUAGCAGAGAAUUCCCAUGAUAUUUGGGCUAAGAAGAAGAAAGAAGAAGUUAUGUUGUGUGGAGGGGGUAUUCAUAAUCAAUUGGUUCCGUAUGAUUUGCUAACUGAUAAAGAAAAGAAGAAAGACCGAGAACGCUCCCAAGAGUUUCUUAAAUACUUGCAGUACCAAGGUUAUAAAUUACACAGGCCUAACCGUAAUGGAGGACCCUCAGAAGCUGAACAAUUGGCUGCUGCGUCAACAGGGGAACUUCGAUUUUCAUAUAGUUUGCUUGAAAAAUUGAUUCAUUACAUUGACAGAGCAUCAAUAAAUAUGAAACUUUUAAAACCUUCGGGUACAUUUAGCAGGCGUUCUAGUUUCAAAAUAUGUACAAGAGAUAUUAAAUUUUUCUCCAAAGUUGUGCUACCGUUAGUUGAGAAAUAUUUUAGCACUCAUAGAAAUUACUUCAUAACGGUUGCAACGGCUUCAAGUGUCUUGGGUGCAGCUUCGUUAAAGGAAAAGGAAAUGGUCGCUAGUUUAUUUUGUAAGUUAGCUAAUCUUUUGAGAUCUAAAUUAAUGGCCUUCGGAGCUGAUGUCCGUAUAACCGUACGAUGUCUACAAGUACUUGUCAAAGCUAUUGAUGCCAAAUCACUCGUGAAAAACUGUCCGGAAUUUAUUAGAACUUCAAUGCUCACAUUUUUCCAUAACAUUGCUGAUGAUUUGGAACAUACAAUUCAAAAUUUGCACGAUAGUCGUUAUUGCUAUCUACGAGGAACUCAUUUGAAAACAUCGACUUCACUAUUUUAUGUUAAUGACGUAAUUUUGCCAGUCUUGUCAUCACUUUUUGAUCAUUUAGCUGCAUACGAAUACGGAAACGAGCUAUUGUUGAACGAAAUUCAAGUAGCCGCUUAUAAAAUGUUGAGUAGUCUGUAUACCCUUGGUACAGAUACAUCUUUGACACAUGAUAGAAAAUAUUUAAAAGUACAGUUGGAAAGACAUCGUCCGGCUUUCGGUAGUUGUUUGGGUGCAUUUAGUUCAACAUUUCCCGUGGCUUUCCUUGAACCUCAUCUGAAUAAACACAACCAAUAUUCACUUCUUAAUCGAUUUGCUGAUAGUUCAUUGGAAGCUCAAGAUAUAAUGUCGAGAAUGGAAGGCACUAUGCCCACUCUAGAAACGGUAUUAAACGAAGUUGAUCAGUUUAUCGAAUCAGAAAAAACAUACGCAGACGCACCACAUAUAAUUGAUGUUAUUUUACCAUUGUUGUGUUCAUACUUACCGUACUGGUGGGCACAAGGUCCAGAUAAUGUUGCUCUGACCACAGGUAAUCAUGUCACAAUGGUGACUAGUGAACAUAUGAACUGCCUAUUGAAAAAUGUUUUAAAAUUAAUAAAAAAAAAUAUUGGGAACGAUAACGCCCCUUGGAUGACGCAAAUUGCAGCUUAUACACAACAAAUAAUUAUUAAUUCUUCAGAAGAAUUAUUAAAAGAUCCAUUCUUACCACUUGCGGAACGAGUUAAAAAACGUACAGAAACGUUGUACCAUAAAGAAGAGUCGUUAAGAGGAUUUAUAAAAUCGUCUACAGAUGAUACGUCCCAAAUCGAAGCUCAAAUACAAGAAGAUUGGCAAUUAGUUGUUAGGGAUAUUUAUGCGUUUUACCCACUCCUCAUAAAAUACGUGGAUCUUCAACGCAAUCACUGGUUACGUAAUAACAUAUCAAAUGCUGAAGAUUUAUACAAUCACGUAUCUGAAAUAUUCAACAUUUGGUCCAAAUCUCAAUACUUUUUACGGGAAGAACAAAACUUUAUUUCUGCGAAUGAAAUUGACAACAUGAUACUUAUUAUGCCAACGGCUACACGGAGAUCGGCUGUUAUAUCAGAAACAUCGUUAGGCGGAUCAACUGGAAAGAAAAAGAAAAAACAUAGGGAUAAGAAACGUGACAAGGAAAAAGAAAUUCAAGCAUCAUUGAUGGUUGCUUGUCUUAAACGAUUACUGCCAGUUGGUUUAAAUUUGUUCGCAGGAAGAGAACAAGAAUUAGUUCAACAUUGCAAGGAUAGAUUUUUAAAAAGAAUGCCAGACUACGACGUGAUACAAUUUGUCAAAAUUCAAUUGACAUUACCCGAUAAAUUGGAUCCGGCUGACGAAAUGUCCUGGCAACACUAUUUAUACUCAAAGCUAGGAAGCAAAAAAGGAACUACUGAAAUUAAACCACAACAAGUCGAUGAGGUUGCGGAUAGAAUUGUCGCUAUGGCUAAAGUUCUUUAUGGAUUACACAUGAUUGAUCAUCCUCAGCUUCAAAGCAAGGCGAUUUAUCGAUCAGUUGUAUCGACGCAACGUAAGAGAGCCGUAAUUGCUUGUUUCCGACAACUCUCACUCCACGCUUUGACCAGACACCGUGCAGUAAAUAUAUUCGUUCGUUCAUUUUACGAACUUUGGCUUCAAGAUGAAAAUAUUGGACAAGAAGUCAUGAUUGAAGAUCUCACACAAUCAUUUGAAGAGGCGGAACUUAAGAAACGUGACAAGGAAGAAGAAGAAGGAAUGGCAGAUCCGCUAAAUCAAAUGGUUACUACUUUUUGCCGAGGAGCCAUGACCGAGAGAAGCGGUGCUUUACAAGAGGACCCUCUUUAUAUGUCUUAUGCGGAUAUUUUAGCUAAGUCUUGUGGUGAAGAAGAAGAAGAAGGCAAUAACGAAGAAGAAGGUUCAACUGGUAACGGAGAAGAAGAAGGCGGCGCUUCUAUCCAUGAACAAGAAAUGGAAAAACAAAAACUGUUGUUUCACCAAGCUCGAUUGGCCAACCGUGGUGUCGCAGAAAUGGUUUUGUUGCACAUAUCAGCCUGCAAAGGUAUACCUAGCGAAAUGGUUAUGAAAACGCUUCAAUUGGGAAUCGCCGUUCUCCGUGGUGGUAAUUUAGAAAUUCAAAUGGGUAUGUUAAAUCAUUUAAAAGAAAAAAAAGAUGUUGGAUUUUUUACUUCAGUUGCUGGUUUAAUGAACUCUUGCAGCGUUCUUGAUUUGGACGCUUUUGAAAGAAAUACCAAAGCUGAGGGAUUGGGAGUAGGAUCGGAAGGCGCUGCUGGUGAAAAAAAUAUGCACGAUGCCGAGUUCACUUGUACUCUAUUCAGAUUUAUUCAAUUAACUUGCGAAGGCCAUAAUUUAGAAUGGCAAAAUUAUUUAAGAACACAAGCAGGAAAUACUACGACUGUAAAUGUUGUAAUUUGUACGGUGGAUUAUUUACUUAGACUUCAGGAAUCUAUAAUGGAUUUUUAUUGGCAUUAUUCAAGCAAAGAGCUAAUCGAUCCAGCAGGAAAAGCAAAUUUCUUCAAAGCAAUCGGUGUCGCCAGCCAAGUUUUUAAUACUCUAUCUGAAGUAAUUCAAGGACCGUGUACUCAAAAUCAACAGGCCCUAGCUCAUUCCAGGUUAUGGGAUGCCGUUGGAGGGUUUUUGUUUUUGUUUUCGCACAUGCAGGAUAAAUUAUCGAAACAUUCUAGUCAAGUAGAUUUGUUGAAAGAACUUUUGAAUUUACAAAAAGAUAUGAUUACGAUGAUGCUGUCUAUGUUAGAAGGUAACGUUGUUAAUGGAACAAUUGGUAAACAAAUGGUUGACACUUUAGUAGAAUCGGCGUCAAAUGUCGAGUUGAUAUUGAAAUAUUUUGACAUGUUCCUGAAACUUAAAGAUUUAACGAGCUCAGCAAGCUUUACGGAAAUUGACCCCAACAACGAUGGUUGGGUACAUCCAAAAGAUUUUAAAGAAAAAAUGGAACAACAAAAAAGUUAUACUGCAGAGGAAAUUGAAUUUAUGUUACAAUGUUGUGAAUCUAAUCACGAUGGAAAAAUUGAUUACAUUGGCUUCACAGAUCAAUUCCACGAGCCAUCCAAAGAAAUUGGUUUCAAUCUUGCCGUAUUGUUGACUAACCUAUCGGAACACAUGCCAAAUGAACCUAGAUUAACGAGAUUCCUAGAAACAGCUAGCAGUGUUUUGAACUAUUUCCAACCAUUCCUUGGAAGAAUUGAAAUUCUCGGUGGAAGUAAACGCAUAGAACGGGUGUACUUUGAAAUUAAAGAAUCAAACAUCGAACAGUGGUUAAAACCACAAAUUAGGGAAUCGAAACGUGCGUUCUUUUAUUCGAUCGUCACUGAAGGUGGUGAUAAAGAGAAAUUAGAAGCAUUUGUUAAUUUCUGCGAAGAUGCUAUAUUUGAAAUGCAACACGCCAGUGGUCUUAUGGCAGUUGAUGAUGGAUCCGGUAUAGGUGGUGGAAAAUCUAGAAAAACAGCGUACACAUAUAUGGCAGACGACGAAGAGAACAAGACGGCAAAAGAUCCCAUUCGAAGAGGCAUACAGGCCAUCAAAUAUGGAUUCCACCUACUGUUCUUCGUGUUGUCGCCCACAAACAUUAAAAACAAAAUCAAUGAAAUUCAACAAAUGAGUGUCAUUGAAUUGAUCACUUCAUUUUUCAAACUAUGGUUUUAUUUAAUAUUCUACACUGGAUAUAGUGGAGUUUACGUAUUAAGGUAUAUAUCUCGUAUUCUCAUGCAAUUAAUGAGUGGCACGCAAUCUGAAGAAACAACUGUCGAAGUUGUAGAAGAAAAGAGCGGAUCGUUCAGAAUGCUGCCUGCAUUACCAUCUUCGGGAAUGGACGAACCACCGUCAACACUUACAGAUGGCAAUAAUAUGAGAAAAAAUUCUGGUUCUCCUGAUUCAAAACAUUUAAAAUCAAACUCUGUUGGUGACGAUAAAGACGAAACAUCGGCGGAAAACCACGAAAAAGAAGAUGGCGUGGAUGGCUCGGAACAACAAGCGUCGUUUGUUGAUCUAUUAGUAGGCGAGUCGGCUAGAAAAGAUUCUAUUGCCGGCCCUGAAGUUUUGGCUCAACAACAGGCCGUUAUGGCAGCAGUAGAAGCAGAAAUCAAACAAAAGAACUCUGUCGAAAAUCCUAGUGCAUUUUCUACGAUCGAUAUCAACGCAUACACGCACCGUGCAUUGAGUUUUUUGGCAAGAAACUUUUAUAAUUUAAAAUACGUCGCACUAGUAUUAGCUUUCUGCAUUAAUUUCAUACUGUUGUUUUACAAGGUGACAACUCUGGCCGAUGAUUUAUCUGACGACGGGGACGUCAAAGAGUUCGCACUGGGUUCGGCUGGCAUCAGCAAUGACGACAUGGACGACUCAAAUAGCACCGAAAUAGCUGACGACGAAGGAGUAUUGGAACUUGUGCACGUCAACGAGGACUUCUUUUACAUGGCACACGUUAUGCGGCUUGCGGCUUUGCUCCACUCUCUAGCAUCGUUGGCCAUGUUGAUAGCAUAUUACCAUCUGAAAGUUCCAUUGGCCAUAUUCAAACGGGAAAAGGAAAUCGCCAGGAGAUUAGAAUUCGACGGUCUGUACAUUGUUGAACAGCCGGAAGACGAUGACAUAAAAUCGCAUUGGGACAAGUUGGUGAUUUCCGCUAAAUCGUUUCCGGUGAAUUAUUGGGACAAGUUUGCGAAGAAAAAAGUUCGUCAAAAGUAUAGCGAGACGUACGAUUUUGAUUCCAUAAGCAAUUUGUUGGGCAUGGAGAAGACAUCGUUUAGCACUCAGGAAAAUGAAGAACGGACCGGCUUAAUAAAUUUCGUUAUUAAUAUCGACUGGAGAUAUCAAGUUUGGAAAGCUGGGGUCACCAUAACAGACAACGCAUUCCUGUACAGUCUGUGGUAUUUCACAUUUUCGAUUCUGGGCAACUUUAACAAUUUCUUCUUUGCCGCUCAUCUACUGGACGUGGCCGUUGGCUUCAAAACGCUGAGAACUAUCUUACAGUCCGUAACUCAUAACGGAAAACAGCUGGUAUUGACCGUCUUGCUCUUGACGAUCAUUGUAUACAUAUACACGGUCAUUGCAUUUAACUUCUUCAGGAAGUUCUACGUCCAGGAAGAAGACGACGAAGUGGAUAAGAAAUGUCACGACAUGUUGACGUGUUUCGUGUUCCACCUGUACAAAGGUGUGAGGGCCGGUGGUGGUAUCGGAGACGAAAUCGGAUCACCCGACGGCGACGACUACGAAGUUUACAGGAUAAUGUUCGACAUCACGUUCUUUUUCUUCGUCAUCAUUAUACUGUUGGCCAUCAUUCAAGGUUUGAUCAUUGACGCGUUCGGAGAGCUGCGUGACCAACUGGAAAGUGUCAAGGAGGACAUGGAGUCCAAUUGUUUCAUUUGCGGCAUCGGCAAAGAUUAUUUCGACAAAGUGCCUCACGGUUUCGACACGCACGUACAAGAAGAACACAACCUCGCCAACUACAUGUUUUUCCUAAUGCAUCUGAUCAACAAACCGGACACAGAAUAUACCGGUCAAGAAACGUAUGUGUGGAACAUGUACCAGCAACGGUGUUGGGACUUCUUCCCAGUGGGAGACUGUUUCCGCAAACAGUACGAAGAGGAGCUCGGCGGCGGAGGAGGCGUCUGA